Messenger RNA from Struthio camelus australis, 2425 nucleotides. NCBI's taxonomy places the organism in Eukaryota, Metazoa, Chordata, Aves, Struthioniformes, Struthionidae. The record is from RefSeq and is a predicted model, not a curated record.
GCAAAUGUUAUCCUUUGAUGAACCCCUUCUGGCAUGACAGUGUAAACAUCACUGCUUCACACAAACAGCUUUUAUACAUGCAUGGGACAUUUGCCAUCCUGAUGCCCCUCAGCCUGAUAUUGAUGAUUUUUGGAGGAAUGACUGGAUUCAUCAGUAUUCUUGCCAGGGCCUACCUACUGCUUCUAAUGACGGGGCUGCUUUUUCUUUUUGGAGCUCUUGUUACACUUACUGGGAUCAGCGUUUAUAUUGCAUAUUCAGCUGCUGCCUUCCAAGAAGCGGUUUGCCUCCUGAGGAGUAAGGAUCUCUUAGUAGAAAUCGACAUCAGGUUUGGCUGGUCUUUGGCACUAGUGUGGAUCUCCUUUGCUGCAGAAGUGCUCACUGGGGCUGUAUUUCUCCUGGCAGCAAGAGUCGUGGGCCUGAAACGGCGACGUGAACAGGCAUUGUGAACAACAGGUAUCAGUGGAACAACAGAAUUCUGUAGAGCCUAGAAAUGUGGAUUGCUUGGCCUGUCUGGUCACUAGGGAUAACAAAGUGGUUAGGCUGUGACUGAGAGUCAUGCAAGCUGUCAUAAACUCUUCUCCUCACAUGCACCUGUGAAACACAAAGAUUCUGAUAAAGCUGUAAAACAUUUCAAGUGCUCUCAAUAAGGAACCCUUUGUGACUUUAGAAGAAAGUACAUUGUACUGUUAGUGUUUCCAAAAUAAUUUCAGUUGGCAACUCAUGAAACAUCUCCAUUCAUUGCUUAGAACAAGACAGAUUUCUCACUCUCUCGUCUCCUUUCUACUGUCCCAGCAAAGUGCCUCAGAGUACCUUGCAGGGCAGUCUGCACAGUCCAGUUAGCUUUUGGUUUUUACUUCUGAGUCUCCUAGUAAGUAUGCCAACGAUUGCAGUCAUGUUGACAGCCUCUAUCCAUCAGAGAUUGUCUUACUCCAUGUCAGUUAUGUGUAAUAUCUAAGGAGAGCCUUCAACCUGGAGCCACAACAUCAUGUUCUCUUUUUUAGAUCAUUAUUCAUAGGAUGAAAACAAAGAAAUGAGUCGAUUUCUAAAAUGAGCUUUGGUGCUAUGAGUAAAUGAAGGGAUAUAAAGUCUAGAUGCUGUGAAUGACUUGAUGUUAGUUAUCCUGCAGACAAGUAGUGACUAUGGUGAAGUUCUUCUGAAGUGCAGUGUAAUGGUGAGUCUACUUCAAGAGAAAGGUACAGCUGCUUUUCAGAUGUUUUAACUAAUUACUGCAGCCACUCCCAACCUGUCAGAUGUUCAGGGUACGUGGAAGCCCAUAGUUACCUCUUUCAACUUAUUACUAGCUGCUUUUUCUAAUACGUCAUGCAGAAAACCUAUGUGACAGAUUUUCCAGUUUUUACUUAGCAAUUUGGAUGAUGCCAUUUGGCAAGUCCCUCGCUAUUUCUACUGUAGUAGAAAUGUGUUUCCUCCAGUAGUGCAAAAGGCAUAAUUUACCUACCUCUGUUAAAUAACGAAAUCAUUUUAUCAUUGUUUCUUGUGCUAAAAAUUGCAUGUUUAGUCGUAAGGAAGUAUUUACUCAGCUCAGCUCUGAUCUUAGUCCCAAUGAACCAAGUAUUUUAGAAAAAAUGAUGAGAGAGAGCUUCCAAGAGCUUGCAGUCUUUGCAGAUGUAAGGAAACAUGAUUACUACCAUGCUGUGAAUGGAGACCUGAGGCAGAAAAGGAUUGAACCAUCCAAUGUCAUAUGGAACCAGAGUUCUCAAUCUCAGUCUAAGGUCUUAGUUGGGGGACUUUUCUUGUCAUGAGGAUGAAGUUAGAAAUUCUGAAAUUAGGUGACUGAGCAGUAUAAGACCUUUGAAUAGCUAGUAUAAUUUGUACUUCUCAGUAGCUCUCACAUUAGUUUUCUCAAAUUUUCUGUGUUGCCUUACAUUGGGACUGUACAGUUCAGUUGUUUUACAACUUAAAGCAUACCAAAUCAGCUCUAUAAGGAAAGCAAGAACAAAUCUUUUGUAGCCAAAAUUCCAUGUGCUUAAGUGAAUUAUUUUAUGUCUUAUGUAAAAUGUAAAUUCUGUGUUUAAGUUGCUGUUGAAGCUAUUUAACAUUAUCAAACCAUUUGUGUGAUAUUACUCAGACCUUACUGUAAGCUGUUAUAGUAAAGUAACAUUCAAGUUAUUUUUAAUGUUCAUUACAGAUGUUCUUUUACAGUGGUUUUGAAUGGUGAAAAAUUAAAUAAAAUGAUAUCUCAGAGCUGGGGAUUAUUUACAAAAGUAUGGAAGAUCUAAGAUACCUAUUUUUCUUUAACUUUUUUCUGCAGAUCUAUUCUACAGUUAAUGUGAUGCUUUUGAAGUGCCUAUGUCACAUGUGGUAGGUAUUUAUAAGAUAUGUAUGCCACUACAGUAAAAAAUACUCAGGUGAUCAGGCAGAUCACAAAGAGCUAAUGAAUUUGUCAUUGAAUUAGAGUAAUUCUUAU